CUCUCUCACACACACUUCUCAUUCUCUGUCUCUCUCUCUCUGCUCGAACUCGAAGCCCUAUCGCUGUCUCUAAUGGCUACGGUUGCUCUUAACCCUCCCGAGGCAGAGAAGCUCUCCAAGCUUCAAUCUGCUACCAAAGGCCUUAAUCAGAUCAGUGAGAAGGAGAAAGCUGGAUUCACCAAUCUCGUGGCUCGUUAUCUCAGUGGCGAAGCUCAAUUCGUUGACUGGAGCAAGAUUCAGACGCCUACUGAUAAAGUAGUUGUUCCCUACAAUAGCUUAGCUUCUAUUUCUGAUGAUAUCACGCAAACCAAGAAUCUUUUGGACAAACUCGUUGUCUUGAAGCUCAAUGGUGGUUUGGGGACGACGAUGGGUUGUACUGGUCCCAAGUCUGUCAUUGAAGUUCGUAAUGGGUUGACAUUUCUUGACUUAAUUGUCAUCCAAAUUGAGUCACUUAAUACCAAGUACGGGUGCAAUGUUCCCCUGCUUCUGAUGAAUUCUUUCAACACGCAUGAUGAUACACUGAAGAUUGUUGAAAAAUAUUCAAAGUCAAAUGUUGAAAUUCAUACUUUUAAUCAGAGUCAAUAUCCUCGAUUGGUUGUUGAAGAUUUCUUACCACUGCCAUGCAAGGGGCAAACUGGCAAGGAUGGAUGGUAUCCUCCUGGUCAUGGGGAUGUGUUCUCCGCCUUGAUGAAUAGCGGCAAACUGGAUGCUUUAUUAGCAAAGGGUAAGGAGUAUGUCUUUGUCGCCAACUCAGAUAACUUGGGCGCUGUUGUUGACCUGAAUAUCUUAAAUCAUUUAAUCCAAAACAAGAACGAAUAUUGUAUGGAGGUGACUCCUAAAACCUUGGCAGAUGUCAAAGGUGGUACCCUUAUUUCCUAUGAAGGGAGAGUUCAGCUCUUGGAAAUUGCACAGGUUGCUGAUGAGCAUGUCAGUGAAUUCAAGUCUAUUGAGAAGUUCAAGAUUUUCAACACGAACAACUUGUGGGUAAAUUUGAAGGCCAUUAAAAGGCUUGUAGAAGCCGAUGCACUAAAAAUGGAGAUCAUUCCAAACCCUAAGGAAGUGGAUGGGGUCAAGGUUCUUCAGCUGGAGACUGCAGCUGGUGCAGCAAUUCGGUUCUUUGAUCAUGCUAUUGGAAUCAAUGUUCCCCGAUCUCGUUUCCUUCCAGUGAAGGCAACAUCUGAUUUGCUUCUUGUCCAGUCUGAUCUCUACACCUUAACUGAUGGCUUUGUAAUCCGUAAUAAAGACAGAAGCAAUCCUUCAAAUCCCACGAUUGAAUUGGGACCAGAGUUCAAGAAGGUUAGCAACUUCCUUAGUCACUUCAAGGCCAUCCCAAGCAUCAUUGAACUUGAUAGCUUGAAGGUUAGUGGUGAUGCCUGGUUCGGUGCUGGCAUAAAACUGAAGGGGAAUGUGACCAUUGCUGCAAAAUCUGGAGUGAAAUUGGAAAUUCCUGAUGGAGUUGUACUUGAGAACAAGGUGAUCAAUGACCCCAAGGACAUCUGAGUUGGAUGGCUUCUUGAUUUUGUUGAGUGUACCUAUCUUGAAUCAUGAAGGCUGUAAGCAAUAUUUUUUUCCAGCUUCAUUGAACGAGUUGUGUAUGAUCGAGGAAUGUUAUGAUAAUAACUAAUAAUAAAAAGAGGUUGAUUUUGUAGUAA
Messenger RNA from Telopea speciosissima, 1652 nucleotides. Its product is annotated as UTP--glucose-1-phosphate uridylyltransferase-like. Gene Ontology annotation, biological process: glycogen metabolic process; UDP-alpha-D-glucose metabolic process. Gene Ontology annotation, molecular function: UTP:glucose-1-phosphate uridylyltransferase activity. Gene Ontology annotation, cellular component: cytoplasm. The transcript has 21 exons. Lineage: Eukaryota; Viridiplantae; Streptophyta; Magnoliopsida; Proteales; Proteaceae. The record is from RefSeq and is a predicted model, not a curated record. The coding region runs from base 73 to 1500 and encodes 475 amino acids.